AUGGGUUAUGCUCCUCAGCGACACCAUCUGCGUAACCAUCAGCACGGCGCACUACGGCCUAGGCCGCCACAUCUAUACCGUCCCGCUCGAGUACUUCCCCAGCUAUCCCUACUCGGCAACUUCGCCGCAACUUUUGCUCUGCUCGGCGUGAUGGCAUCCAAGACGUCCUUUGCCGUCACCAUCCUCCGCCUGACGACCGAAUGGACCCGCGCGCUCGUCUGGUCCACCAUCAUCGCCAUCAAUGCUCUAACCUCCGUCUCCGUCAUCAUGACGUGGAUUCCGUGUGAUCCCAGGCGCGCUAGCACGGUUUGCGUCCCCGUUUCCGUCUAUGUCAACUACAGCAUCUUCGCGGGCGCCUUCUCCGGCGCAAUCGACCUGGGGUUGGCGCUGCUGCCGUGGUACCUGAUUUGGGAUAUGAACAUCAACAUCCGGGAGAAGCUAGGCAUUGGCGUGGCCAUGAGCUUAGGUGUUUGCGCCUGUGCUACGGCUAUAUUGAAAUGCGUCGCUCUCCCAACCAUUGCCCGGGGUGAUUACACAUCCGACCAUACCCCCGCCCUCGACCUUGAUUGGGCCGUCGGAUUCCCAGACAAGCUGCCGCUGCAAGGUCCUCUACCUGAUGGCGUGGAAGAAGACCCGUUCCGCCUUCGAGUCCGGCGGAGCCACGAGAGAGUCGACGCAAGGGGAAAUUCUACCACCAUGUCGCGCCGCGCGAGUGAGGACCCCGUCAUCAGCAGACGAAACCGCGAAUCGGGAGCGAGGGGAGCGGAAGCCCAGGCAGCGUCUUCGGACGGAUGGCGUGAGGAGUCGGGUAAGAUUGGGGGAAAGGACGGAGAGGCGACCGUGACAAUGAGCGAACGUAGGGAAAACGACAGCGACGGAUACGAAAUGGACGACAUACGACACAUGGUUUGA
Messenger RNA from Parascedosporium putredinis, 912 nucleotides. The record is from the annotation of a GenBank genome assembly. NCBI's taxonomy places the organism in Eukaryota, Fungi, Ascomycota, Sordariomycetes, Microascales, Microascaceae.